Molecule: messenger RNA, 401 nt
Organism: Suillus fuscotomentosus
Lineage: Eukaryota; Fungi; Basidiomycota; Agaricomycetes; Boletales; Suillaceae
Exons: 5
Coding region: 74-358 (94 amino acids)
Cellular component (GO): membrane
Source: RefSeq, a predicted model, not a curated record
GCGCCCCACACGUAAAUAUAAGCCCCAGCUUCUUCCCAACCGCAUCAACAUAACUUCUUGCUUGCGCGCCACUAUGGUCAAAGCUUCUGACGUCCUUUUGAUUCUUGUUGCUAUCAUCUUUCCGCCGGCUGCUGCUGCUUUCAUCACCGGCUGUAGCUGUGACUUGCUCAUCAACAUAUGUUUGACCAUCUUGGGAUAUUUCCCCGGACAUAUUCAUGCCUUUUGGCUCAUCUACAAGAAGAUGCAAGCUGAAGAGAAAUAUGGUUACGGGGGGUUCCAUUACACCGGCAACGGGCAUUACCAGGCUCUCAAUCAAGGUUCUGCUCCUCCUGUGAACUAUGGCACGGCAGGACCUUAGGUGAUUUGUCACUGCGAUGAUAUCCAGCACAUUUGGACUGUAA